Messenger RNA from Vigna unguiculata (cowpea), 1747 nucleotides. Its product is annotated as protein neprosin-like. The record is from RefSeq and is a predicted model, not a curated record. Lineage: Eukaryota; Viridiplantae; Streptophyta; Magnoliopsida; Fabales; Fabaceae.
AGGUGCACAAAACGAAUGGGCAAAAUAGAACAGAAGUCGAACCCCAAAAAGAAUCAAGUUUUAGUUGUUUGUAGCACCACACACACAAGUGAGAGAGUAAAAGGUUGUUCGAAAAUAGUGAAAGAGUGUAACUAAACUUUCUCAGAGUCCUCGUCCUACAUUAUUUUGACAUGGCGGUAAAUGUGUUUUCAUGGACAAAAUCAAAACUCAGAAAAACACAACCUCGUUCCGUUGCUGGAACAAGAAAACAUAAAUGUGGACAAGCACACACAAAUUUGUCAACACAUACGAGUGAAGGAAAUUUCCCAAACAUGGCCUUUACCCUAUGUUUACGCUCCCCAAUCAUUUCUCUCCUUCUACAUUUCCUUCUUGUUGUAUCUACCCUUUGUCCUGUUCGUUCAUCGCAAUUUGGUAACCACCUAGUUGCCAAUCACACUUUUCAGCCAAAGGAAGAGUUGCGCAAGUUGAACGUCAUAAGGGCUCGCCUUCAGCAAAUCAACAAACCUCCUGUUAAGACAAUUCAGAGUCCUGAUGGAGAUAUAAUAGACUGUGUUAUGUCUCAUCAACAACCAGCCUUUCAUCAUCCUUUAUUGAAAGGACAGAAACCAUUGGAUCCCCCAAAAGGACCGAGAGGGCAUAACGAAAUGGAUGAUUUGAGUGAGAACUUUCAGUUGUGGAGUUUGUCUGGUGAAUCGUGUCCGGAAGGGACAAUUCCGAUAAGAAGAACAAGGGAGGAGGAUAUUUUGAGAGCUAGCUCUGUACGUAGAUUUGGAAUGAAAAAAACACUAAACAGUGUCAAAAUGGACAUCACCAGCAAUGGACAUGAGCAUGCAAUUGGAUAUGUAACAGGGAAUAAGUACUACGGAGCAAAGGCUACCAUAAACGUGUGGGCACCCGUUGUGGAUGACCCAACUGAAUUCAGCUUGUCUCAAAUGUGGGUCAUUUCUGGUUCAUUUGGGAGUGAUCUCAACACCGUUGAAGCUGGUUGGCAGGUCUACCCGAGGAUAUUUGGGGACAGGAAACCUAGAUUCUUUAUUUAUUGGACGAAUGAUUCGUACCACAGAACUGGGUGUUACAAUUUACUUUGUCCGGGCUUUGUUCAAACCAACAAAAAAAUUGCACUUGGAGCAGCAAUCUCUCCAAUUUCUUCAUACAAUGGUGGCCAAUUUGAUAUUACCUUACUCAUUUGGAAGGAUCCAAAGAGUGGGAACUGGUGGCUUCAAUAUGGAGCCGAUAACCUUAUUGGGUACUGGCCAGCAUCGUUGUUCAGCAACUUAAGAUAUCAUGCAAGCAUGAUUCAAUUUGGUGGAGAAAUAGUAAAUUUAGGGUCAUCAGGUCACACUUCCACUCAAAUGGGUAGUGGGCAUUUUGCAGAAGAGGGUUUUGGAAAAGCUUCAUAUUUCAAGAAUAUGAAAGUUGUGGAUUGGCACAACAGCUUGAUCCCCUUGUCAAAUAUAAAGGUUCUAGUAGAUCACCCCAAUUGCUACCACCUACAACAGAGGUCUAGUAAGGCAUGGGGGAAUUAUUUUUUCUAUGGUGGACCUGGAAGAAAUGUAAAGUGUCCCUAAGGGAAUCAUUGAAUCAUUGGCAGAGAGAUGAAAUGAACCCUUUCUCUUUACUUUCCUUUUCGCAUUUCUGGGUUUCGUUUUGGUCAUAGGUUUUCUUCCCAGUCAACUUUGCUCAUUUGUUCUCAUAAAACAUUAGGGUUCUUAUCAUAUAUACUGCCUUUAUCAUAUAUACUUUCCUU